AUGAACAGGCUAGGGCUCUUGCACCCUUCAGAGCUUGGAUCUGAAUCUAAAGCUUUGUACGAUGUCUUCCUUGACUACACGACCAGCCGUUAUGGCAAGCCCAAAACUCCAUACAUCUUGGACGAUGGUCGCUUUGUAGGACCAUUUGCUGUCCAAUUACAUACCCCUGCAGUUGGCCAUCAUUUUUUAGGCAUGGCCAAAGCUCUUCGUCAGCUUCCUGGGUUGAGUGACCUUAAUCGUGAAAUCGCAACUAUUGUGGUUGGGGCCAGAUUUGAUGCGGCAUAUGAACUAGUUGCUCACAAAGACUUGGGGCAGAAAUUCGGAUUGACUGAGAACGAGUAUCUGGAUAUUUUGCAUGGCAGGAAACCAGAGAGCUUAACAGAGGAAGGAAAGGCCGUUUUCGACGUGGCAUAUGAACUUGCCUAUGGUUCAGGGCCAAUGGCACAGAAAACGUGGGACAAUGCAGUCAGAUUGAUUGGCAAGGACGCUACCACGGCUGUCGUUCACUAUGUCGGGUUUUAUAGCUAUGUCAGUAUCAUCUUGCGAGGAUUUGAUGUCAAGGUUCCGGAAGCACCUAGCGUCGACUAG
Molecule: messenger RNA, 588 nt
Organism: Penicillium riverlandense
Lineage: Eukaryota; Fungi; Ascomycota; Eurotiomycetes; Eurotiales; Aspergillaceae
Product: carboxymuconolactone decarboxylase family protein
Exons: 2
Coding region: 1-588 (195 amino acids)
Source: RefSeq, a predicted model, not a curated record